Molecule: messenger RNA, 1750 nt
Organism: Oncorhynchus tshawytscha (Chinook salmon)
Lineage: Eukaryota; Metazoa; Chordata; Actinopteri; Salmoniformes; Salmonidae
Gene: tmem170a
Product: transmembrane protein 170A
Exons: 3
Coding region: 132-575 (147 amino acids)
Biological process (GO): endoplasmic reticulum tubular network organization
Cellular component (GO): endoplasmic reticulum membrane
Source: RefSeq, a predicted model, not a curated record
GGCGUGACGUCAAAUCAAGUUGUGUUGACAUCAAGCUAACGGCUAUAUACAGGAGAUCCUUGUCGACUUGCUAGCUAGAUCCAACAUUAAUGUUCUGAUGGUGUUAUUCGGAUAUUCGUGGUCUCGCACACAUGCUCGUGGUGUUCUGUGCAUUAGACAUGCAGAACGGAUAUAACGAGAUUGGGUUUGUGCAGCAAAUUCUUAGCUUGAAUUUGGUCCCUAGGAAAAAUGGAACCAAUCGAGGCAACGACACAUCUCUUAGCGACUUCUCAGAGAUGUGGUAUGGAGUCUUCUUGUGGGCUGCUGUCUCUUCACUGGUGUUCCACCUACCUGCUGCUCUCCUGGCCCUCGCCACCCUGCGACAACACAAAAUAGCCCGCUUCAUGCCCAUUGCCAUCAUACUGAUGAGUAUCGUGGGCCCUGUGUGUGGUGGUGUCCUUACCAGUGCCGCCAUUGCUGGGGUGUACAAAGCAGCAGGGAAGAGGAUGAUCUCCUUGGAGGCCUUGGUGUUUGGAGUGGGCCAGUCCUUCUGUGUCCUCAUUAUCUCCUUCUUAAGAGUCCUAGCUACACUCUAGCACUGGGACACAGGAACUCAAGGAGGGAGAGUGGGGGGGGACAUGCAAUCAGCAGGACGGCAUAUGCAAGACAGCUGUUCCUUCAGAGGCCUUAUUUUCUAUAUCUGUUAUCGGAUGACUUUGUUUGAUACAUGAUUAGUUGCCAAAGUGGUAUAUUUCAGGGCUGGCCAGGGGCUCUGUUUUUCUAUGUGUGUUAUUUUUCAUUCAGAUUGUUGUGUGUUGCUCUAUACUCAGAACAAGCCUUCUCAUUCUGCGUGUUAUAGAUGUAUCAUACACAUAGCUGAGAAUGAAACAUUCCAGCAUGCAGGAAAUUUGUGCUCUACAAUUUGGAUGAGUACACUCCAUUUACUGUCUCAAUAGUUCCACAACCUGGUAAAGACAACAAGUCUGAUGUGCAUGCCAUCAGACAAACACUAAAGGAGAGCAUUCUCUGCUCUGUUCCACCACAGACCAAUCAGCUUAAAUACAUUAUCUUGACUGAGGUGUGAUGUAUUCACAAUGAGGCACAGUGCUCGACGAUAUUGAAAUAUCUAAGUCAGACAUAGCUACAACUUAAGCUUUUAUUUCCACGUAUAUAUUUCUCUUUCUCUCUCCAUAUUCCAACUUGGGGUGUGUCUAAUUAUAAUUUUAAAAUAUAUAUAUAUAUUUAAGUCCAUUCCAGCUUCUGUGAGCCUAUGGCAAUAGAGAGAAGUGGAGACAAUGAAGAGAAGGAAAGUUGUAAGUUCCCAAUCUCUUUGUAUAUUGCUGAGCAAAUCAUAGGGAAUAGUGUUGAGUAAUCUCAUAUUUAUUUUAUUUUCCUUAAAUAUCAUUUUUUUCAAUAUUGUUAGGGUAUUUUUAGAUAGUUGAUCCGUGGGUUAUAUCAGUGUAUAUACAAAAUACUUUUUCUGAGUAAAAUCUUUACACAAAACAGUUGCAGACUGUUCUAAGUUCUCUGGUGGCGUCAGUGUGCUUAUAUCAUUUAAUAUCUCUUGAGAACCUUUUCAGCAUUGCUCUUUUUUUGUUAAUGUUCUAUUGGCCUUAAUGAUGUUAAAGGUGUACAGUAUGUAGGAAUAGUGUAAUAUAUUGUUACUUUGGCAUUGAUUAUGCUAAACUAAUAAGAGGCAACCUCACUCUAAACCAUGAAUGUGAAUCAGAUUUCCUUAAAAUUCCUUGUGGAAUUUCUUAAAUCUUUUUAC